This is a messenger RNA of Gossypium raimondii (Peruvian cotton), 2968 nucleotides long. RefSeq lists its product as uncharacterized. Bases 123 to 2525 code for a protein of 800 amino acids. The transcript has 3 exons. Gene Ontology annotation, cellular component: plasma membrane. The record is from RefSeq and is a predicted model, not a curated record. NCBI's taxonomy places the organism in Eukaryota, Viridiplantae, Streptophyta, Magnoliopsida, Malvales, Malvaceae. Gene Ontology annotation, molecular function: transmembrane transporter activity. Gene Ontology annotation, biological process: transmembrane transport.
CUUCCAUUAAUCUUCCCAGGUUUGCAAUUGCAUACCACCAUGUGUGUCUUUGUUCUCCUAUAAAGCCUCUCGUCAACCAAUCUCGACUCUUGAUAGACCUAAAUUACAUACUGAAAGCAUCAAUGGAUAGCUCACAAGCUCCAUGGCGUUUACGCCUAGGAUCUGCUUUGCGGACUGUGCUAGCUUGUUCCAUAGUGGGUUGCACUACCCUCUACGGGCCGGAAUCUGUCCGGCAUACCAUAACGUUUCCUGCGUUUUCCUAUGUGACAACUAUCUUAAUAGUCUCGGAUGCUACACUUGGUGAUGCCCUGCGAGGUUGUUGGCAUGUUCUAUGUGCCAGCAUUCAAGUAAUACUGCCUUCUAUGUUGAUUCUCCGGUUGAUUGGACCAUCAAGGUUCAACUUUGGACUAGCUGCUGUAGCAGUGGCACUUAGUUCAUUCCUGAUCGCGUUACCUGGUUCCACGCAUUUGACGGCUAAGAGGAUUGCCUUCGGUCAGACUGUGAUUAUUUAUGUAGGUGCAGUUAUUCAAGGUGCAAAAACUGGAAUUAUCAUUCAUCCGAUUCAUGUCGCAGCGAGCACAGCUCUUGGCGCCGUGGCAUCUAUUCUAGCCAUGUUGUUUCCGUACCCUCACUUAGCCUACCGUGAGGUAAGAAAGAUAUGCAGAUUCUAUGCGGAGAAUGCUUCAAACAGGUUUAAUCUCUUAGUGGAAGCUUUUUGUGCAAAAGGGGACAUGGCAGCGCAUAAUUUAAUAACAGAUGCAAGGUUACUCUCUAAAGCAGGAGCCAAGCUAAUUGGAAGUAUCAAAGAUAAACAUGAAGGCAUGCUUUGGGAGAAACCAUGGUUGAGAUUCUUGAAACCAAAGCGCUCAGAUCCCGGAGAGAAACUGCAAGAGAUGGAUAUGCCGAUUCAAGGGAUGGAAUGGGCCUUAACCACUUGCACUUCCUUCCCCGUCAGGAUGAUGGACGAAGAGCUCGUAGAUGUUCUACAAAUUGAAAAGAAACAGAUCGCUCUAAAACUUGAGCAAGCUAUGCGUUCCGUGCCUUUUGAUGCAGCAACAACUCCAGAUAUGAAGGGAGAAAAUACUGACAGAUCUCCGUGGACCCAAAAAGCCAUUUCAACAAACCGUGAAGAUCUGUCAUCCUUCUUCUUCUUGUAUUGUAUGGAACUCCUACAAGACGGUCCUGCAUGCAUUUUAAAGAAUGGCGAGGAAGCUAAAAUACAAGAAUCGAGUCAGCCAAAGAAGCAAGGAAAAAGCAGAAUGAAACAGAUGCAGAGUUUCCACAGGGAAAACUUUGUUUUCGCAAUCAAGUGCUCACUUUCUCUAGGUCUCGCUGUGCUAUUCGGUUUGAUAUAUAACAAAGAGAACGGAUACUGGUCGGGACUAACAAUUGCCAUUAGUUUCGUAACAGAGCGACAAGCAACAUUUAUGGUGGCUAAUGCCCGAGCGCAGGGGACAGCCAUGGGAUCAGUAUAUGGAAUACUAUGCUGCUUUAUUUUUAAAAAGCUUACAGAUUUAAGGUUCUUACUUCUACUUCCUUGGAUCAUUUUCACCAGUUUUCUGAGACAUAGUCGCAUGUAUGGCCAAGCUGGUGGGAUUGCAGCGGUUAUAGCGGCAUCGCUGAUAUUGGGAAGGAAAAACUACGGCACUCCAAGUGAAUUUGCAAUUGCUAGAACCGCAGAAGCUACCAUCGGAUUACUAUGCUUCGUCGCAGUGGAGAUUCUGUUCCAUCCUUCAAGAUCUGCAACACUAGCAAAAACAGAACUCUCAAGGACCUUAAGAGCAGUUCAAGAUUGCUUUAAGGUAAUAAGUCUUCAUACUGAUCGAAAAGAAAAUUUGAUGGAACUAAUGCGAGAAAAGCAGAAGAAGCUGAAAUAUCAUGUCAGGGAACUGCAAAAUUUCAUUGCAGAAGCUGAAUUGGAGCCGAAUUUCUGGUUCCUGCCAUUUCAUUGUGGUUGCUACAAUAAGCUUCUAAUAUCUAUUUGCAAAAUGACAGAUUUGCUACACUUUACUAUCCAUCUAAUCGGAUUUCUCUCAGCAGCAUCCCAGAUGCUGGGAGUCACUUGGGAGGAGAUCCAAGAACAGAUAAAGAAUAUCCUAGAACAUCUCGUGGACAAAACAGGCUCUUUAUCAAAAUGCCUGGAUAAGGUAUUACUAGUUAAGUCUCUGGAAGAGAUUGAAAAACAGUUGCAAAUGGAAAGUGUAUCCCAAGACCUUGAGUUGGGAAAAUCACCAAAUGCAGAUGUCUCUACACGAUUGGGGUAUGAAGAAACCAGCAUUUCUGAGAUCGAAAAGUCUUUUCUUCAAUAUACAAUCAGAGUGGCAGAUAAGACCGAGCGUAAUGAAGUCGAAGAGAUGCUUAAGAGCCAAAUGGUUCUAUGUCUAAGCAGCCUAGGCUACUGUCUUAAUGAUUUGAAGAGAGAAGCCACAGAAACAGAGAAAGAAAUAGCUGAACUACUGAAAUGGGAGAAUCCAACAAGGCAUGUAAAUUUUCCUGAACUGUUAUCUAAGCUUCAUGCCACAUGAUAAAAAUACAAACUCACACGAAACCUGUCAAAUUGCAAGCCAUAUGAGGAAGCCUCAACGGUGACCCAGCUAUCUCUGGUUCAAUUUCAUUUUUCUCUGCAACUAGAUAAAAGAGACAACAAAAGUGAAUAUGUGAACUAGGCCUUUUCAAAGCCUAUGUAUAUAGGUAGCAAGGAGGUUUCAAUGCAAUUUGCAAAAAUUCUUCGGGACUUAUCCAAUCCGGAAAAGCUAUAUUCAGGAUAGUAUGGAUCAAGUGAUUGACCAUCCUCAGUUGAAAUGCCAUCCCCUCUUUCAGCUCCAACACAAUGCGAUGCUGCUAUACGUUUAAAGUAUUUGUGUAGGGAAAUCAUUUCCCCUAGUUGCUGCUAAAGCACUUAUGAAUGUAAAGAAUAAAAAUAUUUCUCAAACAAAUUUCAACAAUAAGAUGACAUUUAUAGCAACAA